UUAUUCUUUUCACAUCUUUUUCCACACACGCACACCAGUUGACAGCCGUAUUUGCUCUAUGAAGCUUUCUGUAUUGUUAUCUGUGCUUAUGGCUGUAGCGGUCAGCGCGCUUCCCGCCAAAGACUUUGCUGCGCGACAGUAUUUUGCGCUCGAGAUUGAUGCCCAGACGCUCCCAAAAGUAGUCUCCGACUUCCCGUUCCGCUACGAACACCCUGCCAGAGGCCUAGCAGACCACCACGUGUUCAGUCUUGAGAAGAGCCACGACCUUUCUGCGUUGUUGGGCAACCUCAACAGCGACCCCGAGAGCUUGAUGAAGCGUGGGGAUUUGCACGACGAUUUGCUCAGACACGAUGUCAAGUCCGUGCAUCUUUUACCGCCAAAACGUCUCCACCGCAGGGCUCCUAUUCGCAUGGUAUCGGGUAAGGGGGACGAAUGUGAACCGGAUGCCGACUCGAAUGGCAAGUCUAUCCUUAAAAGAGACUCUCCCGACUUUUUGGACCAAACAGCCAAGUCCCUUGCUAUCAACGAUCCGCUUUUCGAAAAACAAUGGCAUCUUGUCAACCGGGCUUUUCCCGGAAAAGAUCUCAACGUAACGGGUGUCUGGAUAGAGAAGAACAUUACCGGAAGAGGUGUCGUCACGGCUCUUGUGGAUGACGGUUUGGACUUCACCUCCAAGGACUUGGAGCACCGCUUCUCACUUGAAGGCUCGUGGGACUUCAACAACCCCGGCCCAAAACCAGCGCCGCGUCUUGCGGAUGACUGGCACGGCACGCGCUGCGCUGCGGAAAUCGCGGGCGAGCGGGGCAAUGACUAUUGUGGGGUAGGCGUCGCGUACGGUUCCAAGGUCAGCGGGGUGCGCAUUCUCUCGGGAACUAUUACACAAGAGGAUGAGGCUGCAUCUUUGGUUCACGCUUUGGAUGUCAACGACAUCUACUCGUGCUCGUGGGGACCGCCCGACAACGGAGUUGCGAUGCAGGCGCCACAGGCGUUGGUGAAGAAGGCUAUGUCCAGGGGUGUAACCGAUGGCAGACAUAAGAAGGGUGCGGUGUACGUGUUUGCCUCGGGAAACGGGGCCUCAAGCGGCGACAACUGCAAUUUUGACGGCUACACUAACUCGAUCUACUCCAUCACCGUCGGGGCCAUUGACCACAAAGACCAGCAUCCAUACUAUUCCGAGAGCUGUUCCGCGGUGCUUGUGGUGACGUAUUCCAGCGGCGACAAUGAGCACAUUGUGACUUCAGAUAUCCACAAUAAGUGCUGCAACACUCAUGGAGGGACGUCUGCGUCUGCGCCACUCGCAGCGGGAGUCUAUGCGCUCGUGCUUGAGGCAAACCCCGCGCUCACGUGGCGCGACGUCCAAUACCUCACAAUCAUGUCGCUGGUGGAGCCAAACGAGGAUGGCGCCUGGCAGAUGGCGGGGAUGGGCCGUAGAUACUCUCAUAAGUACGGCUAUGGCAAGUUAGAUGCUUAUCGCAUUGUGGACAUGGCCCAGGGCUGGAAGAACGUGAAUGAGCAGGUUUUGGUGGAGCACAAGACGAGGGACAUACAGGCAGAGAUUCCGGACGAUAAGCAUGCGGUGACGGAUACGUUAAAGGUGACGGAAAAGGAUGUUAAAGGGGUGAAGAACUUGGAGCAUGUGACGGUCACGGUGAAUAUUGAUGCCGGGAUCCGGGGGCAAGUGGCUGUUACGCUCACGUCUCCAAGGGGGGUCAAGUCUGAGUUAGGGGUGUUCCGAGACCACGACAAAGACCGUACGGGGUUCAAGGACUGGACGUUUAUGUCUGUCGCGCAUUGGGGCGAGUCUGGUGUGGGUGAGUGGAAAUUAGAGGUGCUGAAGCGGGAGGAUCAGAAGGGGGUGAACAAGGUGGUGCUUAAGGAUUGGCAGAUGAAUAUGUAUGGGCAAAAAACGUCAGAGAGUGAGACGGAGAAGGAGAAGGAGAAGGAGAAGGAGACGGGGACUUCUCAGACUUUAUCAUCUCAGACCUCCCUGCAAGCCUCUCUAACUUUGUCAUCCCAGACCUCCCUGCAAACCUCUCAGACUUUGUCAUCCCAGAUAUCCUUGUCCUCCUCUUCGACUUUACCUGAAGAAGAAGACGGGGUCAACAGAAACACAUCGAGCUCUAACAUGGUGACAUACCUCGCAGCGCUCGUGCUCAUCGGCUUUGUUGCCGCAUUAUACUUCCUCAGUGCUAGCAAAAAGCGCAACACGCGCCGCAGAAGACGCGAGGAGAUCGAGUUCGACUUGUACAGCAGCAAUGACGAGGACGCCGAGGACCUCACCGACUUUGAGAUCCACGACGAAGAGGUAGACUUGGGUGAUGACCGCGUGCCGCCGCCAGUGCCGCCUAAGGACUACGUCGAUGGUGUCAUCUUCUCCAGCGACGAGGAGGCGGCCGUGGGUGAGACAAAGAACUUGGUUGACCAUAAUGAAAGUGUGAGGGACUUGAUGGACGAUGACAGUGAAAUGUAUAGAAUAAACGACAUUAGGCAGGUCAAAGGGACGAGUGGAGGGGUUGGCACGGGAGAGGAAGCGUCGCCGAAUAAGCUUAGGUGUGCCGAAAACUGA
Molecule: messenger RNA, 2566 nt
Organism: Babjeviella inositovora NRRL Y-12698
Lineage: Eukaryota; Fungi; Ascomycota; Pichiomycetes; Serinales
Gene: KEX2
Product: kexin
Exons: 3
Coding region: 59-2566 (835 amino acids)
Biological process (GO): protein processing
Cellular component (GO): trans-Golgi network; Golgi membrane
Molecular function (GO): serine-type endopeptidase activity
Source: RefSeq, a predicted model, not a curated record